AUCCCAAUAAAUAAAAAUUUUGCGGACUGAGAGCUGUGAAACCCGUUGAGUUGCGGAUCGGACAGCCCUCCUUUCUAUGUUCUCUUCAGACUUCAGCUUUGCCUUUACCAAAAAUUCGAAAUUCUCUCUCUCUCGCCCUUUUCCCUCACACCGUGACCUCCUUCUGCCUCCCUGCUCCGACACCGGCACUCAAACCUAAAAGCCUUAAAGAAAAUAAUUUUAUUUCUAGAUGGCAUUACAAGAGCAAUUAGAUAGAUUCAAGAAGCAGCAAGAGAAGUGCCAGUCAACCCUCACAAGCAUUGCUGCAUCUAAUAAGGUGACAAGUCAUAAAUUUACGCCAGCGCCAGCAGCACCGUCAGUCAGUGCAAGAGCCCCCGCUCCUGCUGUCAAAUUUUCAAAUGAUACAGAGAGACUUCAACAUAUCAACAGUAUCCGGAAAGCCCCUGUAGGAGCCCAAAUCAAGCGUGUUAUAGAUCUCCUGCUGGAGACAAGGCUAGCCUAUACACCUGAACAAAUAAAUGAUGCCGUUUAUGUUGAUAUCAAUUCCAACAAAGCUGUAUUUGAUAGUUUGAGGAAUAACCUGAAAGUCCACUAUGAUGGAAAACGUUUCUCUUACAAGUCCAAGCAUGAUUUGAAGGACAAGAGCCAGCUUCUUUACUUAGUAAGGAAAUUUCCAGAGGGCAUUGCUGUCAUUGAUCUUAAGGACGCUUAUCCAACUGUGAUGGAAGACUUGCAGGCAUUGAAAGCUGCUGGUCAGAUUUGGCUGCUAUCAAACUUUGAUUCACAGGAAGACAUUGCCUACCCAAAUGACCCCAGGGUACCCAUCAAGGUGGAUGAUGACCUUAAACUGCUGUUUCGGGGGAUUGAAUUGCCUCGUGAUAUGAUUGACAUUGAAAGGGAUCUCCAGAAGAAUGGGAUGAAGCCUGCCACCAACACUGCUCAGAGGAGAGCCAGGUCAGAGGUUCAAGGCAUGUCCUCCAAGCCCAAGCCAAAGAAGAAGAAGCACGAGAUCACCAAGAGGACAAAGCUGACCAAUGCCCAUCUUCCAGAGCUUUUCCGGAACCUUACUGACAAUAAAUCUUGAUGUUAGGACUUAGGAUGACCCUUUAUUUAGCUAUGGGUUGAAGGUAUAGGGAAUGAUACAACAUGCUCUAAUGCUAGUAGCAUUGGGUUUAUAUAGAUUGGAAGUGUUCUAGCAGCUUAAAUCCGUAUUGAUGACUCUUGCCAGAUUUGCGCAUAACAGUUCAUUUCUGUUUUAUAUCUGUUCUUGUA
Molecule: messenger RNA, 1272 nt
Organism: Quercus lobata
Lineage: Eukaryota; Viridiplantae; Streptophyta; Magnoliopsida; Fagales; Fagaceae
Product: transcription initiation factor IIE subunit beta-like
Exons: 5
Coding region: 230-1084 (284 amino acids)
Biological process (GO): transcription initiation at RNA polymerase II promoter
Cellular component (GO): transcription factor TFIIE complex
Molecular function (GO): TFIIH-class transcription factor complex binding
Source: RefSeq, a predicted model, not a curated record